Messenger RNA from Cuscuta europaea, 1413 nucleotides. The record is from the annotation of a GenBank genome assembly. Lineage: Eukaryota; Viridiplantae; Streptophyta; Magnoliopsida; Solanales; Convolvulaceae.
GUAAUAAUGAAAGACACAUUCCUCAUAUACCCUGUCCCUUCGAUCUGCUUUCCCGACGGACAACCAGGAGGCUUCAGUCCUAAAUCCCUAAUCAUUCUGUCGCCGAUCAACAACGAGCAAUUGCUGCCUACUACCACGAAUCCCGUCGAAGCCGCUGCCUCCAACCGAGCACCAGAUGUCGCUGUUGCCGUCAUCCUUCCGCUGCUGCCUCCUAGUGCUCACCAGACGCCGCCGUUGUCGCGCAUCGUCCUUCCGCCGCCGCCUUACUACAACGAAUCUCACCGUCGUCCUGUAGAUGUCCCUCUCCGCCGUCACUGCAUCUCAUCUCCUUCUCUUUUCUGGUUUCCUGUAAACCAUUAUCACUUGAUUUUUGCUAAAUACAGAUCUGGAAAUUGAAAUUAUGAGUAAGUUUUUUGUUAAUUGGGUUUAGCCGAUUGAGUUUAAUUUGCUAUUGAGAUUGCCAACGGUGGAGGAUUGGUGCAAAGGUCGGCGUCCAUGUGAGACUUGAAGGAAGCUAGCCAGACUUGGAUGAGGAUCGAUGUUGCUGAUGGAGGCUACUGGGACAAUUACCAGGUUUCUAGAGUAGUGGAGGUGUAUGGUGGUGCAAUGGUGGUGUGAGGUGGGGGCAGAGGCGUUGCGGUGGUUGGGGAGGCGGGACAAGGGUGGACCAAGCGGGCAAGCGGGUAUUGUGGAAGGUCGGCGGGAUAUGUACUAACUGCGGGGCAGCAGUAGAGGCUGCGGAGCUGGCUGUGCAAGACUGCGAUAUUGGCGGUGGGGAUGAUGAUUUUGGGCGGAGAUGUUGGAAAUUAGGCGGGUGUAGUGUAACUGAUCAGUGGCCGUGACGGUGGACACUGUUAAAAAUUUUGUCACCAGCCGUUGUCACUGUAACUCUUUAAUCGGGACGGUGGUCACGGGAGUGAUAAUCAUUAGGACGGUCAACGGUGGCAACGGGAGGAGUAACUGGGACGGUGGUCACCGGAGGCCGGUAGUAACCAGGAUGGUGUCACUAGAGUGUUAGUAAUUAAGACGGUGUCACUCGAGUGGUAGUAACUGAGACGGUGUCACUGAAGCGGUAGUAACUAAAACGGUGUCACUAGAGUGGUAGUAACUGAGACGGUGUCACUGAAGCGGUAGUAGUAACUGAGACGAUGAUCAUUCAGACUGGUGUCACACAAUUUUCAUAUCCAGACUACUAUCUUCAAAAAUAAAAUUAAAAUAAAAAACAUUAAUUUUUAUGGACUUAUUAUAGAGUUCAUGGUUAUGGAUUGUAUUGAAAAUUUGAAAUAAUAUUAAAUUAAAGAAGCGUUAAUUGUGAUAGGAUGUGUUGUUAAGCAUCUCGUGCGCACUAGAAUUAAUAUACUCCGUUUCCGUGCUUAGUAGUAUGUAUUAAGAUCAUUCUAAAGGUCGUUGCCG